GUCCAAACGACAAGGUGCGGCCAUGGGAGCCUGCCACGUGACCUCGAAAGCCCACACGCCCUUUCCCGAGGCGCCCAGCGACGGGUGGCAAGCCGUCGAGCCGGAGGCGGAGCACGAACAGGACAUCGGCAUUGAGAAAGUCGGCGACAGUUUGCCAUUCGCCGUCACCUCGUCGGCUGGAAAGGCACUGGCCGAGAGUGACAGCGGCGCACCGGCUGACGAGAGGAGCUUCCUCCAGAAGAUGGCCGAUUACGUUGUCUCUUCUCGGGCCAAGCUGCUCUCGCCCGAGGAGCAAUUCCAAGCGAGUGCCGAGGUGGAUGCGUCCGACGCCGCGCUGGCCACCGCGGACGCGCCGCCCGAGACCGAGAACACCUCAAUCCAGAAGGGUCCUAUACCCGGGGAGCCCGAGGCGGCGGCUGAGGUGGAGCCAGAGCCGAUCUGGCGCACCAAGAUUUGGUCGUCCGAGAUGAUGAUUGACGAGGCCAUGGGCGCGCCGGCCAAGGCGGCUGAGCCGGAGCAAGAGCCGGAGCCGUCCUUCAUGGCGAAUCUGAUGAACUACCUCUCGCCACACAAGGCGACUGCGCCGGACGAGAGGUUCCUCAUUCAGAGGGUGGUGGAUUUUGCCAUGGUCUGACCAGCCACGUCUAGAACUAGGUUCUUCCAGUCAUGUGUCAGCUCCGUUACACGACGCAGGCGAGGCACGAACGCAGGUGAGGCCUAAUGUAAUUCCCUCUGACGCACCGAGACAGUCAGACAGACAAAACCCAAGAACCCAUGCCGUUUACUUUGUGUACGUUCAGACUGGACAGUCACAGAUG
Messenger RNA from Emiliania huxleyi CCMP1516, 818 nucleotides. RefSeq lists its product as hypothetical. The coding region runs from base 23 to 634 and encodes 203 amino acids. Lineage: Eukaryota; Haptophyta; Isochrysidales; Noelaerhabdaceae. The record is from RefSeq and is a predicted model, not a curated record. The transcript is spliced from 2 exons.